Daucus carota subsp. sativus is the source of this 1682-nucleotide messenger RNA. RefSeq names its product glucomannan 4-beta-mannosyltransferase 1. Gene Ontology annotation, cellular component: Golgi apparatus. The coding region runs from base 1 to 1584 and encodes 527 amino acids. Gene Ontology annotation, molecular function: mannan synthase activity. The record is from RefSeq and is a predicted model, not a curated record. The transcript has 9 exons. Lineage: Eukaryota; Viridiplantae; Streptophyta; Magnoliopsida; Apiales; Apiaceae.
AUGAGGAAUAUAUUUCAUGAAGAGCCUGAGGUGAAAGCAACUAGCAAUAUUGCCGGAAUGCUAACUGACGUUUGGCAGAAAAAACGAGUCACUGUAAUUGUCCCAAUUCUGAAUGUCGCACUCUGCAUAUGUGUAGCCAUGUCUAUCAUGCUUUUUAUAGAGAGGCUUUACAUGACGUGUGUGAUCUUGGGCAUAAAGUUUCUGGGGAAGAAAAGAUACACCAAGUACAGGUUGGACGCUUUAAAGGAUGAGGUAGAAAAGAAGAAGAAAGAAUAUCCCAAGGUGUUGGUCCAAAUACCUAUGUACAAUGAAAGAGAGGUUUACAAGCUGUCAAUUGGAGCUGUCUGUUCACUUUCAUGGCCAUCACAAUGCCUCGUUGUUCAAGUUCUGGAUGACUCGACCAAUAAAUCAAUUAGGGAUAUGGUGCAGGCUGAGUGUAAAAAGUGGAGUUGCAAAGGGGUCAACGUGAUGUAUGAAAACAGGGACAACAGAAAUGGGUACAAAGCUGGAGCUCUGCGUGAAGGGUUACAGAAGGAGUAUGUCCAAGACUGUAAAUUUGUUGCGAUAUUUGAUGCAGAUUUCCAGCCAGAUGAUAAAUUUCUUUGGAAAACCAUUCCCUAUCUUCUUGAAAACCCAGAACUUGGUUUGGUUCAGGCCAAAUGGAAAUUUGUAAAUGCGGAUGAGUGCCUGAUGACCCGGCUCCAAGAAAUGUCACUAGACUAUCAUUUCAAUGUGGAGCAAGAAGUAGGGUCUUCAACAUGUCAAUUCUUUGGAUUCAAUGGUACUGCUGGUGUUUGGCGGAUCGAAGCAAUAAAUGAUGCAGGUGGGUGGAAAGAUCGAACCACUGUUGAGGACAUGGACCUCGCAGUAAGGGCCAGCCUAAGGGGUUGGAAGUUUAUCUUUGUUGGCGACCUGCCAGUCAAGAAUGAACUCCCGAGCACUUUCAAAACUUAUCGAUUCCAGCAACACCGCUGGUCAUGUGGCCCGGCCAAUCUUUUUAAGAAAAUGACCAAGGAAAUCAUAUUUUGUGAGAGGGUAUCAGUUUGGAAGAAGAUCCAUGUUGUUUAUGCAUUUUUCUUCGUGAGAAAAAUCAUUGCACACUGGGUCACAUUCUUAUUUUACUGUGUGGUCAUUCCCGCAUGUGCUGUUGUUCCUGAGGUCUAUCUCCCCAAAUUAGUAGCGAUAUACGUUCCAGCAAUCACUACACUGCUGAACUCUGGAGGCACCAGAAGAUCCUUGCAUUUGCUAGUCUUCUGGAUCUUGUUUGAGAACGUCAUGUCUCUUCAUCGAUCUAAGGCAGCACUUAUCGGACUGCUAGAAGCUAAUAGAGUCAAUGAAUGGGUGGUGACUGAGAAGCUUGGUAACGCAACAAGGCAACGGUCAUCCAAUGUUAGAUCACCAAAGAAACGACAAUGCCUAGGAGAGAGGAUACAUAUCGGAGAGAUAUACGUGGGAUUAUACCUGCUGACUUGUGCCAUCUUCAACAUGCGCCUUCGCAAUGAUCACUUCUUCGUGUACCUGUACAUGCAAUCUGCAGCGUUCUUCAUAGUUGGAUUUGGAUAUGUUGGUAUAACAACAAACUAAUGUACUCAACUAGAGUGGGUUUAAAUUGCAGUUUUGAACUUAAGGUGAUAAGUCAUAGCCAUAGUACCAGACUAAUGUGCUCGCAUUAUAUCUUUUAU